Molecule: messenger RNA, 690 nt
Organism: Opisthorchis viverrini
Lineage: Eukaryota; Metazoa; Platyhelminthes; Trematoda; Opisthorchiida; Opisthorchiidae
Exons: 4
Coding region: 1-690 (229 amino acids)
Biological process (GO): post-translational protein targeting to membrane, translocation; SRP-dependent cotranslational protein targeting to membrane, translocation
Cellular component (GO): Sec61 translocon complex; membrane
Molecular function (GO): signal sequence receptor activity; transmembrane protein transporter activity; ribosome binding
Source: RefSeq, a predicted model, not a curated record
AUGCAAUUGUUGGCUGGCAUACAGGUACUUUCGGUCGGUGAUACUCCCAAGGAUCGUGCACUGUUUAAUGGAGCACAGAAAUUGUUUGGGAUGGUCAUAACAAUCGGGCAGGCCUCUGUAUAUGUGAUGUCCGGGAUUUACGGUGCUCCCAGCGAACUCGGUGCAGGAAUAUGUCUGAUAAUCAUAUUUCAGCUUACAUUUGCUGGCUUACUUGUUCUAAUGCUGGACGAGUUGCUUCAAAAGGGCUAUGGUCUGGGUUCGGGGAUAUCGCUAUUUAUUGCUACCAACAUAUGUGAAACAAUCGUAUGGAGAGCCAUCAGUCCAACAACGAUCAACACAGGCAGAGGUAAGUUUGCUUCGAGAAUUGUACAAAUGGAUUCAGGUACGGAGUUCGAAGGCGCAAUAAUUUCGUUGUUCCACUUACUGGCCACACGUACCGAUAAGGUCCGCGCUUUGAGGGAGGCCUUCUAUCGUCAGAAUCUUCCAAACCUUAUGAAUAUCCUGGCUACGGUGCUGAGCUUCCGCGUCGAUAUCGCGGUUAAGUCAAUACGUUACCGUGGUCAGUCUAGCUCCUAUCCGAUCAAGUUAUUCUACACAAGUAACGCCCCUAUCAUGCUUCAAAGUGCGCUUGUGUCAAACCUGUACGUUAUGUCACAGGUGAGCUCUUUCCAUCGCGUGUAUACUCUCUAG